This is a messenger RNA of Papaver somniferum (opium poppy), 1179 nucleotides long. RefSeq lists its product as uncharacterized. The record is from RefSeq and is a predicted model, not a curated record. The coding region runs from base 1 to 1179 and encodes 392 amino acids. NCBI's taxonomy places the organism in Eukaryota, Viridiplantae, Streptophyta, Magnoliopsida, Ranunculales, Papaveraceae. The transcript is spliced from 6 exons.
AUGGGUGAUGCAAAUUGCUUACUCAAGGAGCUAGCUUCUCAGAAGUCGGAUCAACAACAAUGGUGCAUUGAGGCAACUUCCACAUUUGAUAUCAAGUCAGGGUUGAUCAGUCAAAUAUCAAAGUUCCAUGGAUGUGCAUGGGAAGAUCCGAAUAAGCAUCUUAUGGAGUUUCAAUGGUUGACGAAAAACAUGAUACCUAAUGGGGCUAAUGCAGAUGAAGAAACGUUGUGUGCUUUUCCUUUCUCUUUACUCAAUGCAGCUAAAGAUUGGUUAUAUUAUUUACCGCCUGGUAGUAUCACAACAUGGAAUGGAUUGAAGAGACUCUUCCUAGAGAGAUAUUUUCCUGCAUCAAAGGCUAUUCAAAUUCCCAAGGAGAUUUGUGGGAUGAAGCAAAGUGUAGGGGAAUCGUUGUAUGAAUGUUGGGAGCGGUACAAGAGAUUGACGGUGACACAAGCUAGAGAGUUUAUUGAGAGUAUGGCAGCAAAUUCUCAACAAUUUUCAAGUUGUGGAUCAGAACCACCUACCAAGGGAGUUAAUCAAGUUGAUGAGAUUAUUGAAUUACGUCAACAAAUGAGCAACGUGAUGGCAGUGAUGCAACAAGUUGCAGCGGUGGUUGUAAAACCAUCAAGCCCAGCUUAUGAGAACGUAGAGCAUGUCAAUGCUAUAUUCUCAACUCAGUCCCAUCCGAGUGAGUUCCAACAACAAGUGCAACAACCGCAACAAGCCCAAAAUUCAGAAUUGGCAAGGAUGGUUACUUUGGUGGAGGCUCUAAUGUCUGUGGUACAGCAAAAUCAACAACUAGCGAACUUAAAUCAGCAGAAAACGGAUAAUGCAAUUAAGGAGUUGCGAUCACAAGGUGCGGUUAAGGACUUGCAAACACAAGUUGGUUCAAUGAUCGAGGAGAUUAAUCAGUUGCAUGCACAAAAUGGUGAGAAACUCCCUUCCCAACCUCUUAACCCUAGAGAUGGUGUCAAUGCUAUUACGUUUGGAAGUGGUACACGACUUGUGCAACCUGAAAUUGCUGAUUUGGGUAAAGAAGAAGCCCCAAAGGAACUAGUUUUGGAGGAAAAGGAUGUUGAUUUCUCCCAAACUUUCGAGUGGACUAAUCUACUAAAGGUCCGCAUUGCUCACCUACUCGAGGCUAUACCACCCGAGGCAUUUUUCAUUGCUUGCUUCUGA